AUCCUCCGUUUUAUAUGCACACCAUCCAAACAGGAGAUUCGAGCGCGCUUCUUUUGUUCGAAAGACGCAGAGUGGCGGCAAAAAUCGCAGCUACCGAAUUCCCAUAAAAGGAAAAGAUAAUGCUAUCCCUGCGCUUCGCUGUUCCUACGGCGAAUACGUUAAUCCCUACCAAGACUAAACCCAAAUCUGGUCUAGUAGUUCAAACCGGUUGGAAACAAACGGGCCUCUCUUCUUCUCCUCCCAAACGAUACGACUAUAAGCUGCAAGCCGCUACCACUGACAUAACGGAUGGGAGGGCUUCCGUGGAGGAUAAAGAGGUGGAGCUGCCGGCGGGGCUGAGCAGAGAGUUGAUGCCGAAGCACGUUGCGGUGAUAAUGGACGGGAAUGGCCGGUGGGCUCGCCAGCGGGAAUUACCGACUUCAGCGGGGCACGAAGCCGGCGUAAAGUCGUUGAGGGAGAUGGUGGAGCUGUGCGGUCAGUGGGGAAUCCAGGUUCUCACGGUCUUCGCUUUCUCUUCCGAGAACUGGAUUCGUCCCAAGGUGGAGGUUAAUUUCUUGCUGAGUUUGUUUGAGAGAGCGUUGAAGUCGGAGAUGGAGUCCUUUGGAAGAAGUGGUAUUCGGAUAUCGGUAAUCGGGGAUUCAUCGAAGCUUCCCGCAUCCCUGCUAAGCUUGAUCAACGAAGUCGAGGAGACCACGAAAAACAACACCCGACUCCAACUCAUCGUCGCGGUCAGCUACAGCGGUAAAUACGACGUCAUACAAGCAUGCCGGAGCAUAGCCGAGAGAGUGAAAGACGGCCAAAUCCAACUGGAAGACAUCGAUGAAGGCUUAAUCGAACAAGAGCUGGAAACGAAUUGCACCGAGUAUCCCUACCCGGAUUUGUUAAUAAGAACCAGUGGAGAACUCAGGGUCAGCAACUUCUUGUUGUGGCAAUUGGCUUACACUGAGCUCUUCUUUACUCAAGAACUGUGGCCCGAUUUCGGGAAGGAAGACUUCGUCGAGGCUUUGAGUUCGUACCAGCAGCGGCAGCGCCGAUAUGGCGGAAGACAUUCGUGAGGUGAUGCGAAAGUGUAUACGGUGUUGGCAAGGGCAAGGGGUUGAUUCAUAAGCAAAUGGCAAUUGAAGGAAUAUAGUUUUAGUAUAUACAUAUACAGAAUAGUAUAUACAAAUACCUUUCAGUCUUUUC
Molecule: messenger RNA, 1185 nt
Organism: Hibiscus syriacus
Lineage: Eukaryota; Viridiplantae; Streptophyta; Magnoliopsida; Malvales; Malvaceae
Product: dehydrodolichyl diphosphate synthase 2-like
Exons: 3
Coding region: 120-1055 (311 amino acids)
Biological process (GO): polyprenol biosynthetic process; plastid membrane organization; response to cold
Cellular component (GO): chloroplast stroma
Source: RefSeq, a predicted model, not a curated record